This is a messenger RNA of Opisthorchis viverrini, 2235 nucleotides long. RefSeq lists its product as hypothetical. Gene Ontology annotation, molecular function: oxidoreductase activity, acting on metal ions. Lineage: Eukaryota; Metazoa; Platyhelminthes; Trematoda; Opisthorchiida; Opisthorchiidae. The record is from RefSeq and is a predicted model, not a curated record. The transcript has 7 exons. The coding region runs from base 52 to 1455 and encodes 467 amino acids.
CUCUAUCCUUUCCGUCUGGAGUUACCCGGAGACCUCUCGCUACGUUCGACGAUGUUUCAUUUGCGGAGUCUGGUGCUCUUACUGGGUGUUUUGACCACUUCCAACGCAGAACUAUUCCUGCCUGUUAGUGUAGUCGGAUGUGGAACGAUAAAGGGUUGCCUUUUUCCUCCAAUAUGUACAGACUCCUACUGUGAAUUCAUGGCAACUUGGAAGUUGGUCACACACAAUGCCGAAGAUUACGUUGAAUUCGAGCUUAGGGGAAAGCUGAAUGAUCCAGGUGGUUUUCUCAGCCUGGCAUUUUCUGAAGACAAAAAAAUCAGCACAGCUGGUGUGGUUGGAUGCUAUCACCACGCAGCCACUGGAACUGUGCGUGCCCGGGCCGGAUACAACAGUGGGAAAACUAACACUUUCUACACUGGACCGGAUACGGAAUUAUUGAUUUCGGAAGGCGACAAUUUGGGUGGGACUUACAAUCCCGCUGACAAGGUGCUCCAAUGUCGUUUCCGACGCCGCGUGAGACCGCGCGAUAUGGUGCUCCAGUUAAAGGAUUUGAGCGAACCUAAUGCCUAUUACCUGACAAUCACGCGUGGGAAUGAUGUACUUCCGAGCGGGUUUUCUCGACCUUUCGCCGGGGGAGAAGCAACAUAUGACAGUAGCGUCUUAAUCACUUCCCCGAUCUACGGAAGCAUGACUGUUAUCUCGGAGCAAGGUUCGGCUCUGAUGAAGACCCACGGCUGUCUUAUGGUGCUUGCCUGGGUACUGUGUGCCAGCAUCGGCGUCAUUCUAGCUCGCUACUACAAAGAACUUUGGCCGAAUUCGGGUCUGCUUGGCGAGAGAGUGUGGUUCCAGUCUCACCGAAUUCUACAGUUUUCUUGUGUCAUUCUUACAUGCAUCGCUAUCAUCCUGGCUUUUAUCUAUUGCGAAGGUUACUCCCGUGUGUCUACGUUCCCUCAUUACGUGCAUCCGAUUCUUGGACUGAUCGUAUUCUGCCUUGCUCUCCUGAACCCAUUGAUCACAUUUUGCCGAUGCAAAGUUGACCAUCCUGAUCGUCCCUGGUUCAACUGGAUUCACUUCUUCAUCGGGACAUUCGCACACGUCUUGUCCGUGCCGACAAUGAUGUUGGGAUUGAGGAUGCCGGCAGCCGGUUUCCAGCUACAAUUUCUCAAUUAUCCAUUGUGGAUUCUCAUAUUCUUUGUCAUCUUCCAAUUUUGCAUCGAAUUGAUCCUGGAGAUCCACGGAUGUAUGUACUAUAAUCGUAACAAAAAUAAACGUCGUGAGUAUAUGCGGGAGCUGACCCAAUACCAUGCUGGUGUGCGUACUGCGCUGGGUCCGAGAUCGAAGCCUCCGGAACCUGAACCAUCGGGUCGCAUGUUCAAGUAUUUCAUCAUCGGCUUGCACUCCACCGUUUGUGCGAUCGUUGCAAUCAUUUUGGUGAUCGCCAUUGCCGUGAAUUAAUCAGCACGAAAACUGGUUGUUGGUGCAACAGAAAACGGGACGGAGAGCGAACGCUUUCUUAUCUAACCAGUUAUCUUUGACCAUUUUUUUCACCCCUCAUCUGUCAAAACUCUCGUCGGAUAUUUCCCCUUCAACCGACGCACUCUUGUUGUCCGCUUAGGUGUUCAUUUUAUUCGAGCCCCUCUCCCUCGAUCUCGCGCCACUAUUUAGUUGAUCUAACGCAUUUAAACUUGAAUCGUAUCUUAUGUUUCUGCUGGAUGGCUGUUGCUAACACAUUUUGCUUGAUCGCGUACAACAUAUGCAGUCAUUCGCACCUCUUUCUACUCGCACAAGGGUUAUGGACUAUCAAAUUUUCUGACGCUUUUUAGCUAAUGCAAGUGCUCUUAUUUCUUGGAUUAUCGUCUGAAGCCCAGGUCGACUCCACUUACCUACCUACUUAUUCAUAUAUACAUAUCUAUAUUAUUAGCAUUUAACCUAUCUCUCUCUCUCUCAUAUUUGUCUCUAGUGCCUUCUAGGUUUGCAUGCUUUGUUCCAUUGUAUUUUCCGCUGAGUGGGCGAAGUUCAGUUAUUUUCUUUCGUUCUAUUUUGUCAGGAUGUGAAGACGCAGAGAUUAUGAGCAAUGUUGGGCGACUAUGUUAAUGCUUACUUUAUGUUUUCUUGAGUAGACCGUGUUCGCUAUUUCCUCUUAAAUGGCGUGCGAAUUCCUGGGCUUUCGCCGUAAUAACUUUAUUAGAAUGAUGAGAAUUGUCAUAUCAACAAUUGUAAAUGAUUUAAUACCGU